Molecule: messenger RNA, 4111 nt
Organism: Cololabis saira (Pacific saury)
Lineage: Eukaryota; Metazoa; Chordata; Actinopteri; Beloniformes; Belonidae
Product: BLOC-2 complex member HPS6
Exons: 2
Coding region: 251-2992 (913 amino acids)
Biological process (GO): organelle organization; melanocyte differentiation; protein localization to membrane
Cellular component (GO): lysosomal membrane; BLOC-2 complex
Source: RefSeq, a predicted model, not a curated record
GCAGCCGGGACAGCUAGCGACGCUUCCAAAGCACCAGUGCCUUCCUCCACUCUGCCUUAAAACGCUGUUUUUCCCCCUCCAACGUGUAUCAGCUCCGGGUUUCGCUCCCAUGUGGAAGGACGUGUCGGGACGGGGAUGAAGCCUCCUAACGGUUAGCUGGCCGGAGCUUUAUUUACAGCUGCAUACGUCGGGGGGAAGUUUAAGCUGCUUGGACGAGGAGGAAAAAAAAAAAAAAAAAGAAAAGUGAGCCAUGUUCGUGUUGGAGGAGCUGUCAGAUUUCGGGGACUACCUGGGCGAGCAGCAGCUUCUGGAAACGCUCAGCGACACAAACAGCCUGAACAAUGUUCGCGUCAGCCCGGACGGACGGCACGUCCACAUCAUCCUCCGCAAGCCUCAGGUCGGUCUUAUGACUUUUGACAAGUAUGAAAGACCCCAGCUGGCCCAGAACCAGAAGAGGCUGGAUCUGUGUCUGAAAGCAGCUGUUCCCAUCGUGGACAUCGUUUAUUUGGACCCAUGUUGUAACAAGAACAGCACAAGGGCGGCUGCAGUGGUUGUUGUGGUGAUUUAUGAGAAUGGCAAAGCAGAGUUUUGGAAGUUCCAGGCCGGCUGGCAUCUCCUGCAGAUGUCGGACUUGUGCAACAGCCCCCGGGCCAGAGUGGUGUCGGUGGGUGCCUGCUCCAACCUCAUCAUCUGGUGUGAGGAGCGACCCCCCUCGGAGAGCUCUGCCCUCAGCUCCACCAGGAACAAGCUGAGGUUCUGUGUCUGCAGACGAGACUUUGAGCUGGAGGAGGGAGCUGUCAUCCUGGGAGGGGUGAAAAUAACCCUUCACAACAAUCCCAAGUUCACCGUGAUCAGCUCGGGGGAAUAUGUGCAUUUUCUUCCUGAUUUGAAACUGAAACCGCUGAUUAUCUCCAAGUUUUUCCUCUCCUGGUCCCCUCACCACGACUCCUUGACGGUCAGCACCACGUGUAAAAACACCCCCAUUAAGAAGCAUUCAGCCAAAGAAUCUGACUUUAAGAGGCUGGUCACUGAUUGUUUGGGGUAUUUAUCUGCUCUUGAGUCGCCUGAGAUCCAUAACGUGUCUCCGACGGGCUGUGGCGGCCUGCUCCUGCUGCUCAACACGGGCUGGCUGUGUCUCCUGCAGAAAGACGGGAUGCUGCGGCAGGUGUACAAACUGGCAGAAAACUGCGUGGUGGAAUACGGCACUCACACGAGCCUUUGUGUGUACCAGAACACUGUGGCACUGGUCGUAGCACAAACUUUACACCUCAUAGAGUUGAGCUCUGGGAGAGAACUGGAAAGAAUGACGUUGAAAAGAGAGGGGUUGUUAUAUGCCAUCCAAGCUGAGAGACAGACUCCACAUCUGCUCUCAGAAAUGGGACUUUUUAGGUUGGUGAACAAAGACACAGACUCCAGGGACUGCAACACUAAGAUGAGACCUCUUGGGACUGUAAAUCCCGGAGCCCUGCUGGUGGAAGCUGUUUUUGAGGAGGCUUGUAAAUACUACCAGCAGAGGAGCCUGAGCAGCACCCAGCUUACUGUGGACACGUUAAAGAAAGGAGGUCGAUUUCAGGCUCCUAUUUCUCUAGCCUCCAUCCUCAGGGACUAUCUCAGCACAGGUGAGAGGAGGAAAGGCACAGAGCUGUCGCAGAACGGAGGCGGACAGUGCAUGGUGGGACAGGACAAGCUGAUGGGCUCUCUUCAGGCCGAGCUCCGGGCUCUGGUCUCUCUGGAGGAGGUGAAGGGGAGUUUAGUGAGGGGGGGCGUUAAAGAGGUGGAGGCACUGUGUGAGACUCUGGUGGAGAAAGAAGUAGUGAGGCUGCUGUCGUCCUCCGAGCUGGAUAAAGAAGGUCUGCUCUACCUGAACUCAAUCUUCAGCAUUUUCCCCUGCCAGGCGUGGAGGGCUGCUCAGGCUGCACUACAACUACACUACAACGGUGAGGGAUCGCUGACCAGCAGGGCGUCCCCAGAUGUGUGGAAAACCGUCCUCAGUCCUCCAAACCCCGGCACCGCUGCUGCUUCCCUGGCGUUUACAAAGGGGCAGGCGAAACACAACCACAGCCGGAGAGCCAGACCUGCAGCUCACACCUCUCAAACAGCUUUGCCAGUAUUUGAGCUCCUCUGCCAAUCGGUUUUCCACUUCCAGUCCAGCUGGCUGCCCCGGUUCCUGGAACUGGCCCAGCAGCAGCAGGGCUCUGCGGGGUUGGGACUGAGUCUGGCGGGCUUUUCUGGUGGGCGAGGAGGGGAGGGCGGCGAGAACAACGUGCCUCUCUAUAAGCGAGCGCUGGGCAUCGUGUCCAGCUUACACCCGGACAGGAACCAGCACCAGGACCUGGAGGUGGAGCUGCUGCUCGUCAGCGGGCGACCCAACGCCAUCCUGCAGGCCCUGAGGAUCCUCAUGGGCAAGCAGCAGUGGGAGCGGGUCACGCAGGUGGCCCAACGCUUCUGUAAACAGAGCCCACUGCUCAACAAGGAGAUUUUCACCACUCUGCUUUUCGAGGUGGCUCAACACCGAGAUCUGGAUCCCUACCUGGACGUGCUGUGGGCGUUAUGCCCCGAGGACUUCACCGUCACCACCAUCCUCAACCUGGUGCUUAAAAACCUCCCCUCUCCUAACACUCCCUCCCACUCUGAUCCCUUCUCCAUGUCCUGCCCAACUUCCUCAUCCCCUGCUCCUUUUGCAGAGUCUCACAGCAGCCAGCUGACCAUAGGGCUGUUGAAGCCUCUGCUUCGAAAGAUUCUUCAGAGGGAGACCAAGCCCAGCCAGCGUUACGCUGACAUUCUCCAGUCCCCGUCGUACCCUCCUCCCGCUCUUCCUCGUCAGCCCACAGAGCAGCCCUGCCCCGUCACAGAUCCCAGCACAGACUCAGGCCUGAGUGGAAGCAUCACCCCGGCUCUUAGUGCAGAGUCACCAGAGCAGCAGCUGGCCAUGCAGACAGCUGUCAAAAGGGCCAGAGCGCCGAUACCUGCAAACCCAGUCGGACUUUCAUAAUAACAAACUAAAUGGAGAACAAAACCUGACUCAUCACACAUUCCUUCCCUUAAUCUUAUCAGAAUGUGUGUUAAUACAAUUACACAAAACUUUUGAGUCGUUUACAGGUAUCAUGCAGUUCACUGACAUGUUUGAUUGUGUUUUUUAAACAGGUUAUCAGUUCAAAUUUAACUAGUAGAAAUUAUGACGUGACUACUGAAAAUCUACCAGUGUAAACACUGCAAGUAAUUUUAAGUUGUAUUGUGUAUAUAUUGUGUAUAAUGUUAUUUAUCUUGUAAGCCUUAACUGCAUGUGAAUGAGAAUGAUCUCGCAAUAAUAACUUCAACCUCGAUCAAAACGAAUUUAAAAAAUAAUGAAUAAGAACGUAAAGUAAACAUGUAAAACAUGGUAACAGUUCAGUCCCAAACGAAGCCAUUUACUCCCAAACUAGGAUGAAUCUGCCCGUUUGUCCUGAUCUAAUCUGGUGUGAUGAGCAGCUGCCAUCACUCAGCCCUCAGUUCUGCGGUGAAGAAAAUUAGAUAGCAGCGCUAUUUAUCUUUUAAGCCUUAACUGCACUGAGUAACUUUAGCCUGUGUCAAAAAAGUAUAUUUGUCAAAACAGCAAAAACAAAACUACUAACUCAGAUUUCUGGGGGUUAUCCUACUGCAUUGGAAAAAUUGGUGUAUUAUUGUUAUUGUAGCCGGGUCUUUUCACUUGCUGAGGUGCUGUCAUGCAGUGGAUAAUCUAGUGAGUAAGUUCACACAAGCUGGCCUUUGUUUUUUUUUUUUUUUUUAAGUGAGGUAUGGUUAAAAAAAGGAGGGAGGAAGAGGGUUCGGUUCAAGGUUCCUUUGCUGACUUUUAGUUUCACAUUGAAUAUAUAUUACACAUGAGUAAUCAUUAACCUGGUCUUGAUUGGCUUAAAAAAAACAUGUAACCCUUAGAAGUUAUUUCCAAAACAGUGAACAUGUUGUCGUUAUGAAAGCAUUUUCCACACCCAGUGUUUAAUUUUCCUCUUCAGACUCCGUCUUGUCCUCGCUCCCUCAGACCAACUCACCGGACAUUCCAAAAUACCCAGAAAAAGUGGCUCACAGUUGGACUUCAAAUUCAAUUUUAGUGGUAAUCUCAUUAGGGUGUGUGUGU